This is a messenger RNA of Penicillium cataractarum, 348 nucleotides long. RefSeq lists its product as uncharacterized. The record is from RefSeq and is a predicted model, not a curated record. Bases 1 to 348 code for a protein of 115 amino acids. NCBI's taxonomy places the organism in Eukaryota, Fungi, Ascomycota, Eurotiomycetes, Eurotiales, Aspergillaceae. The transcript has a single exon.
AUGGUCUUCCGUCGCAACGGGAGACGCCGUUGGAGUACUGGUCGAUCACGGCUCUCGGAAAUCAAGGCGGGUCCAAACGACCUACGAGUCCGUAGAGUCCUUUCUGAGGUAACGAGCGAACAGUAUGCACAGAAAAUCAGGCAGGAAAUGCAAGCUGAAAGAAAUGGAGGAGGUGGUGGGAUGGGUAGUUUGGCCGAUGAGUUGGAGAAGGUGAAGGUCCAACUUCCGCGGUCGAAAACCGCCUCCAGCUCCCGGGCGCUUAGUCAUCCAUACGGAGAUCGGCUCCCCAGCCUUGGUGCCCAGGAGGAGCCUCCCGAGGAAAUGGAGGCUUUUAGAUGGAAGGCUUAA